GAGAUCCUCCCACUACACGUUCUCACACUUCUGCUCGUGUACGAGUGAAUUUAGUUGUUUUCCAAGACGCGGCUCUGAUAAGUUUAACAUGUUUAGCUCUGGGCGAAAAUAAUUUAAGGAAACCUGCGAACACUUUAAGCAGAAACAGGUUGGGCUGUGGUGCAGUAGAUACUGCACAUACUCAAGAUCUAAUUGCUAAUGGAGACACUUGUGAGCCAUUUCUUGUCCAGAAUCUUCUGAGAUCAAUCAUGUCAGUCUGGCUUUUGUGUGCUCUGCUUUUUUCACUGAUUGGCCUAACAAAACAGGAUGGGCACCCAGUUCCUAUAAAAGAGGUGAAAGUGUAUGCAGAGGAAACGGACACAUCUAAUAAUGGUGCAUGGGUGUUGAAUGUUGCAUGGAGAGAUGAGUUUGCUGAAAAUUAUGAAUUCGAGAAAAUCAGCUAUGACAUAGAGGUCCUUCAUACUGAAGAGAUGAAGACAGUUCACUAUGAAACUAUACAUGUGAUGCCAAACAAAACAACCUUUUAUCAUUGGAAAUGGACCUCACCUAUACCGUUGCAGUGCACUUCCCAUUCGGUCAGACUUAGGCAUCGAGAUCAGCAUUACAUUGGUGAAUGGACACCAUUAUAUACGUACAACGGACAAGAUCUAAAUGCUACAACAACAACUGUCUUUCCUCACGAUCAAGUUUUCAUGGUUGGGAGUAACAUCACGUUCUGUUGCAUCAUGGAGACAGAUUCCAAUGUUCCAUUGGUUCCAUUUCUAAGUCCAAUCAGCAAAAGGACAUACAUCACAGAAGAACCAGUUCACUUUGAUAGGCCUUCUGAAUCCACUUCAGACAUACAAUGUGAUGUUAAAGGAAGCUCUUCAGUAUUCCAUACUGGCGCUUCAGUAUUUAUUGGCUAUCCCCCAGAUGACCAGAAUCUUACAUGUAUAACACGGGAUCUCAGCUCUGUGGAAUGUCACUGGGAAAGAGGCAGAAAAACCCAUCUGUAUGUUAAAAGAGAGACAAACUACAAACUUAAUGGAAGAGAUUGUAAAUUUGGUCAAUGUGUCCUACAUGCGAUGAAACCGCAGGUGACAAACUGGACCCUGAUUGCCAAAAAUCCCCUUGGUGUGAAGACUCUCACAGAUACAGCUGACCCCACACACCGAGUAUGGAUGAGGGCACCCAUUAAAAUAUCUCAUGCUGCUUAUGCAAGAGAAGUCACUCUUCGGUGGAGUUGGAAUGAGAACAAUUAUACUUGGUUUCCAAUGAUUUGUCAAGUGAAGCUCAACGGAAGCAUUUACAAUAAAACCUUCAGUGGAAAGGGACUUUCGUCACUUGUACUUGUAAAUCUGCAGCCUUUUGCUAAAUACACAGCUCGAGUAAGAUGUGGGUCUUAUGAGCACUUCUACGAAUGGGGCAACUGGAGUAAAAUUACUGAGUUGUCCACUAAAGAGGACGUUCCAGAAGCAGUGGAUGUUUGGAUUCAAUAUUUUGAACAAAAUACAUAUGUCCUGUGGAAGCCUCUAACUCAACAACAAAGCCAUGGGAUAAUUACAGGAUAUGAAAUUACCAUUGGAAACCCCAAAGGAAGGAGCAGAAAAAUUGACAUAGGACUAAAUACGCAGCUGUGCUACAAAAUCACCUUUGGGAAUGAAACAAGUGAUCAAAUCAUCACAGUCUCAGCGAAAAACUCUGCUGGUCUUUCUCCUCCUUCUACCAUCAUCGUCCCGAGUAAUCCUGACAACGAAGUCAGUAUAAGCCAUAUCAAUAGCAGUAAUAGUGGCUUUGAAAUGUCUUGGGAAGAAUACCCCUAUUCUACUUGUGGCUAUGUUGUUGAAUGGUUUCCAACCUACAAUAAGAAGCAAUGUGAUGUAGAAUGGGAGAAGAUCUCAGAAUGUGACAGUGACGCCUGUGACACCUGGAAUCGGUCUGGUAUUUUUGAGGCAGUGAGAUACACUGUCUCGGUCUAUGCCUGCACUAAUGAUGCACCAAAGCUUCUCAAGAGGAGUCAGUGUUAUGCUAUUGAGCAAAAACCAGGGAAAGUUCAGAAUCUGACAGUUAAAAGCAAUGGAAGAAAUCUUGAGCUUUCCUGGGACGAAGUGCCCUUAGACCUGCAAAAAGGCUUCAUACAAGGCUACAAUGUCACAACAUUGCUUUCUGAUUCUGAAACAGUUAUUAACACGACAGUGACAAAGAAGCAUAAAGUUCAUUUGAAAUUAGAUCCAGGCUCCUAUACCUUCCGCGUUAGUGCCUUUACAUCUGGAGGUGAGGGUGAAGGUGACUACGCUACAUUCAGAAUGGACGUGGAAAAAAACUUUGACCAGAUGAUUGCGGCCACUAUUGUGGGUUGCAGUGCAGCAGCACUUGUCUUCAUUAUCAUCACAGUCCUUUGCUACAGGAAAUGGAAAUGGUUAAAGAAACUAUUGUAUCCAGAUAUUCCUGAACCAAAACUUGCAGGGAAAUGGAUUACAAAGGGCAUUUAUUGUACCCAGAUGACCGAGGGGUAUAUGAAGUGUGAGAUCCAAGAGGUCCACAGUUUAGAGCAUCCUGCGAUGUCAGAAAGUCUACAUGGCCUUGACCUCAUCAGCUCUAACUCCAAAGUGAUUCCUGGAAAUUUCUACCUGAACAUUUCUGAAUCUCCAGUUGAUGUCUCAUAUUAUCCUGUUGAGAAGCUUACCUCAAUUCUUGAAAACGCUUCUUAUAAUUUGACCAUGCCAGAACCAGUUGAUGUUGCUCAGAUAUCUGAUCUUACACUGGAAAUGCAGGAUGCUUACCUCCCAGCCCCUAACUUUGUUCAGAAUAAUCUUGUUGUUAAAGACUCAGAGAGCUACAAGCCCCAAUCAGCAUGUCGUACAAAUGUAUAGGUCCCGUAGAUAGACCUCAGUGUCGUGCUAUGUAACGCUCACCAUGUAUAUGCGAAUUACGCCAAUGUAAACGCCAGUGAAUUCAUGUUAUUUAUAAAUGUACUAUUUUUUUCAACACUCCCAACUCUUGUAAAAUGAGUAGUAAAAAUGCUGUUUUUUAAAAUACUGUGAUGAAAAAAAAAGAAGCUGUGACCUUGUUUAGAACUGCCUCUGUAUAUCUGCAUUGUAUUUCGCUAUAAUAUUUAUUUACAUUUAUCUAUUUGGCACAUACUCUCAACAUGUGUGACCCCGGUGAAUCCAACCCAUGACCUUGAUGUUGCUAGCAUUAUGCUUCAGUAGAGCAAUAGUUCCCUCUUGUGGCCUAAUUAAAGACUUCGAUGGAAUAUAAAGACUAUGAGGAAAACUUAUACAUAAAAAAUGUCAAACGUAUACAUA
Molecule: messenger RNA, 3287 nt
Organism: Sinocyclocheilus anshuiensis
Lineage: Eukaryota; Metazoa; Chordata; Actinopteri; Cypriniformes; Cyprinidae
Product: leukemia inhibitory factor receptor-like
Exons: 19
Coding region: 249-2852 (867 amino acids)
Cellular component (GO): membrane
Molecular function (GO): protein binding; cytokine receptor activity
Source: RefSeq, a predicted model, not a curated record